Molecule: messenger RNA, 3166 nt
Organism: Ceraceosorus guamensis
Lineage: Eukaryota; Fungi; Basidiomycota; Exobasidiomycetes; Ceraceosorales; Ceraceosoraceae
Exons: 4
Coding region: 325-2913 (862 amino acids)
Source: RefSeq, a predicted model, not a curated record
UUCACAUUUAAUUCUGAAUUCGCAGAUUCUACAUGUUCAACCUGCAACACAUUCACCAUCUCUUUGGGCUUGGAAACUCGCGCACAGGGGGCGCGGCGCGCACACCAUACAGGAACAAGAGACGUCACGUCAAGCUGCACACAAAGCGGGGCCCCGUGUAGUCAGUCGAUCACUUCAAUUGGCAUCUUGGCUCUGCGCAAGGCGCCACGCAUCGUCAAGCAUCAAUAGUGGACAGUUGUGACUUGCGAGUGCGAGUACAAGGGUGUGGUCAUCGGUCAUUUAAACUAAAAAGACGAGUCGGCUUGCAUUCGCAACACGGCAGCCAUGACAGAAGCGCUGAAGCGGCGCAUAUCUGCCGCAAAGCAGCGCAUGAGCGCAAAGCUGCUGCAGCUACACGAUCCCUCUGCUUCCAAUCUGAAUGACGAUUCCAGCGCUGCUCUGCUGGCUUCGGAUUCGUCGCACAAGUCUCGCAUCAUCGGGUCUGACCACGCGCUCCGAUCAUCUGGACCAGGAGAAGCAGCACCUCCCGCCGGCACAUUCACAUUGCCCACCUCCACAUCCAUCGCUCACCUAUCCGCUCUCUUGCUGCUCCUACGCAACCUCGAAUCCAGCGUGCGCAAAGCUUCCAACGAGUUGAAGAGAAUCGCAGAUGCGGAAAGAGCUAGAGCGCGCGAUGCUGCUGCUGCUGCAGAGAAGAAUGACGCAAAGCAUGGCGAUUGCGGCGAUUGCGAUUUGCCGGCAUAUGGCCACACCUUUAGCGAUUCUCCCGACGAGCUGGAUCUGCCUCCUCCCCCUUCCCACGGUCAAGCAUCACGAUCCAAAGCCCACCAGUCAACGUCCGACAAAUCCAAACUGUAUCUCGCCGAAGAAGAUGACGACAAGGCUUGGGAAUCUUAUAUUGCUAGAUCUAGCUAUAGGUUUCAACUGUGGCAGGAGAGGAUAUCGUCGCGCACAAGCAGUAGUGAUGCAGAGGCGCAGCUCUUGCCUCCCUUGGACGUCUUUAUCGUCUGGGCUGCGCUCAUCACCGAGCAAGAUGCGCAGACUGUCGCGGGCCGCUCGUUGCUGCAAUCUCCCCACUUUCCCCUGCAGUAUGUGACGGCCUACGACUCUGCUAGCCUCUCCAUCAAAUCGUCCUCGGCUUUGCGGGAAGCUGAGCACAUGAUAGAUGCGAGUGAAAGCGUCGAAUUGUGGCAAGCAUUGACGUCUACCCCGUUUGUGGCUCCUUUGCUGGAGCACGAAUCGCUACGAAGCACCACUUUCGAUCCGCUCACCACCAAGGGUAUUCCCCUGAUCUGUCCCUCUCCCCUAUGCGACUCUCAUUCGCACACAAGAGCGGAUCAAACCUCUCAAGCAGCAGCCAUCAAGCACAUUUCCUUCCUCAGAAGAAGAGCUCACGCCAUGCCUACGUUGAGAGCGUCGGAGAACAAGAGAAGAGGUUUGGCAGAGAGCGGGUGGAGCAGAAAUUGUCCUUGUUGCCAGACAAGGAUUUGCAUGGAUACGAUUGCGGGAGCGCAGCUGGUCGCUGAUCUGCAAAGAUGGUGCGAGGAUGGUGAUUUCGUAUUGAGUGGACUCGCCCAUCACGUCGAGACUGGCAUGCCGCUGCCGCUUUGGCACGCCCACGCAAUAGCGGCUUCCAUCUUGACACCGCUGCUCUCGGCAGAAUGCCUCUCCACUUCACGUCGAUCGACGAACCUCACUUGCCUCACUCUAGCUUCUCAGAGACUGGAAGCUCAAGAUUGCGAUCUGGAGCUGGAUCUAGCCUUCCUUUUGCCUCCUUCAGGCAACAUCUCUUCCGCCGUCGCUUCCAAUGCUGCUGCUGCUGCUAGUGCGGCCUCGUUGGGUACUAGCGGAAACAGCCUUUCUGCUGCGCUUCGAGCGGCCGCAGCAGCCUCGUUUAGCAGCACGCCCGAAGAGAUCGGCCUGACGCACGAGUGCUCGUUCAGCAGAAUGCAAAGUUGGUUGGUGCAGCACGGGAUCAAGGCUCAUCCGAGCGUCAUCCAAGUAGCAGAGAGGGGAUGGGACACGACUUGCCCAUCAUCAUCGACCGGCGAGUCCAGUUUGACGCGCAACGCAUCCCACCACUCUAGAAGGGUCAAACGCGUGGGCAUGACGAUUGGACACGAGAACAGCAUGGCGGACAAGAUGGGAGGAGGAAGUUCGGCUGGAGGAUUGAAUUUCAAUUUCGAUUCGAUUGCGGAAGAUGCCAAUACGCGCAUGACUUCGCAAGCUGCGAAGCAAGUCUCGCAGAGCAUCGGCAACGUCAUCAGCCAGAGGCUUUUGAAACCGUACAGAGAUCAGUGCAGGAUCGGUCUGCCGCCGAUGCGGCCAGGAGCAGGAGCAGGAGCAGCGACGACGACGGUGACCUCGGCCGUAGAAGCGGUCAAGGGCAUGUCUGGAUUUUCCAAAGCGCUAGAAAGUUGGGCUUCAGCUCAUGUGCUAGCGUACAGCAGCGCUUCGCAAUCCGCCUCCGCCGCCCCCUCCACAGCUUCUCGCUCUUCCGAAAAAGAUGACGACGGCGGCGGCACAGCUUGCGCUCCUCCCUGCUUGACGACGACGACGCUUCAAAAAUCCUUUGUCAAACAAGCCUUGCACGAAUACGCUUGCACGAUGCAAGAUCUGCAAAAGAGGUGCAGCAGCAGCAAUGACUACAACAACAAAGCUCUUGGCGCGCUGCUGGGCAGCGCUUCCAAGUCGAGGUUGCUGGGACGUAGACGCGCGGGAGUGGAAGAGGUGUUGCUGGAUAGGGAAGAACUGUGCGAGUUGUUGCUCGAGGCUGGACCGGGCGUCAGGUUAGCUUGGAUCACGCACAUGCUCUCGACCGAUUAUACCACAGAUAUCCAUAGCAGACUUCGAAGCGUACCUCUACACUCAUGGAGCGCCAUCUCCGCUCCCACUCAUCUCUCGUCCGUCUAAGCUUCAAAAAGCUUCGAGGAAGGCAAGCGAAGGAGGGGAGGGGCAGGGCGCGCCCCCACUUGCCUCUCGCCCCACUUGCCCCUUUCCUCUUUUCCACUCCCCCGCCUCGCCGUUGGGGUCAUCCUCGUGAAAGAUGGGCCCAAAAGUAAGUGUAGAUGGCAAAAUAUCGUCGUGUGGUGUCGUGCCCUUGCCUUGCCUUUCUGCUCCGCCCCCUUGCCUUUCUGCUCCGCCCCCUUGCCUUUCUGCUCCGCCC